Molecule: messenger RNA, 528 nt
Organism: Liolophura sinensis
Lineage: Eukaryota; Metazoa; Mollusca; Polyplacophora; Chitonida; Chitonidae
Product: basic salivary proline-rich protein 1-like
Exons: 2
Coding region: 1-528 (175 amino acids)
Source: RefSeq, a predicted model, not a curated record
AUGACACACCGCGCCUGGAGAGCUGUACCUAACACACCUCCUGACUUCAGGCGAGAGCUAAGUGAGAGGGCACCGCGGAUCCAAGAACCUCCCCAAUCAGGGACCUCCCAAUCAGGGUCCUCCCCAAUCAGGGUCCAUCCCAGUCAGGGACCUCCCCAAUCAGGGUUCUCCCCAAUCAGGAACCUCCCCAAUCAGGGACCUCCCAAUCAGGGGCCUCCCCAAUCAGGGGCCUCCCCAAUCAGGGAUCUCCCCAAUCAGGGUCCUCCCCAGUCAGGGACCUCCCCAAUCAGGGUCCUCCCCAAUCAGGAACCUCCCCAGUCAGGGACCUCCCCAGUCAGGGUCCUCCCCAAUCAGGAACCUCCCCAAUCAGGGACCUCCCAAUCAGGGUCAUCCCCAAUCAGGGUCCUCCCCAAUCAGGAACCUCCCCAAUCAGGGACCUCCCAAUCAGGGUCCUCCCCAAUCAGGGACCUCCCCAAUCAGGGACCUGUUUUACAAACAUUUGCGCAGCGCUGGCGUGCUAACCAUUAA